UGCGCUACAUCCUCCAAGGCGACAGAGUGGCGCUCUUUUCAGUGCAUUAAUGUUUACAAGGGAAGUUCCCAUAAAGACUUCCCGGGCAGGUGUCGGCAAAUAUGGAGCGACCGGGAGUGAGGACGGCACGGCCGCUCACAGUAUUGGGUGAAGAAUGCGCCGCUCCGGUCCCUGAGGUGCUCGGAGCGCUGGAGGGCUCGCCACCUUGGCUGCAGCCCCCGGUCUCGGGCUGGGAACGAGUUCGGGAGCUCUUUCGGCGAAAUGAACAAAAGGCAUACCCAGAAGAAACGAUGUAUAUAACUAAAGCAACAUUUACAGGGGGUCUUGUUGGCUUUGUCUAUGGCGGUAUACCUGGAUAUCUAAAUGCCAAAAAACAGUACAUUGAGCAAUGUGGAGGAGAACUCUACCAUAAUCGGCUGGAUGCUGUGCAAUCUAUGCAACGUAUAGCAAUGAGGGGAUUCAUCCGAUAUGGCUGGCGGUGGAGCUGGAGAGUUGCUGCUUUUGUAGCAAUAUUCAACACAGUGAAUACUGGCUUGUCUGUAUAUCGUGAUAAAAGUACCCUUGGUCACUAUACCAUUGCUGGAGCUUGUACCGGCAGCUUGUUCAGAAUGCACUUGGGCUUGAGAGGUCUGAUUGGAGGCAGUGUUAUUGGAGGACUCUUGGGUGGCUCUCUGGGAACAUUACUAAUGGGACUGCAAAAAGUCACUGGCGAAACCUUUCUUGAGAGAAAGAAAAGAAAGCAAAGUGAGCUACAUGCACUUAAGAUGGAAAAGUGGAAAGCUACUCUUGAUAUCCAUGAAGAUAGUUCAGAAGAAACAGAUGAUGUCCUACAGGAAAAAGAUGGUAGAUAAUCUUGGAAAUUCAAGUUUAAAAAUUGACUAAAAGCCGUUUGUUGGACGAGGAGAAAUUUGAAUGUCUCUGGAUACAUAAUUAAAUAUGUGCAGGUGACAACAGAACUUCUUGUGGCAAAAACAGUAACUUUUAAUUUUUUUUAAAAAAAAAAGUUGUAUAAAAAUAAUUUCUGGGAAUAUUCAUGUAAAACACAUUCUUAAAUAUAGCAUUACUGCUUCCUUAAAAUAUAUAAAAAAAUCAGUAAAUAUUUUUGAAAAACUGUGGCUUUUAUUUAGUUUAGAACCCAUAACUUAAAAUAAGUUUUAUAUCUCAAUGCGUACCCUAUAUCAAAUCCUUAUAGAAAGCCAGUACCUCAUAUUUCCAACAAUUCUUUCCAGAGUUCUCUCAAACUCCUUUAUUCCUUAAUGCCACUCUCCUGCCACCAGUGAUAAUUAGCUGAGUUUACCCUGAAAUUAUUAGUAAAUAAUUAUCUCAUUUGAAUGAAUGUUAAGAGAAAGAAAAGAAAAUAUUUUUAUGUCCGAGCAAUCUCACAUCCAGCUCUAUUUUGACUUUCACAUUCUAGCAAACAAGAUAAAAAUGAGAUAAAAAUGAAUAAAAAAGAUAUUUCUCUCAAAUAUAUAAACAGGUACUGGCAUCUAAUUAAUGCAUCAACUGAUUUUUUUGUCAUAAAUAUGGCAAGAAAGGAAAUUAUGUACUACAGUUAGUAAUUAUGUGAAUUAAUUCAUGAAGAAUUAUGGUUGUUAAGGAUUUAAAUCAUUCUUUGAACCUAGUUCAACUGACCAAUCAUAUUUUCUUUGCAAGACAAUAAUUUCAAUGAUGUUUUCAGUGUUUAAGAAUAAUGCAUAAAAAAUUUAAAACUUAUAUGUCAGCCAUUUUUAUACAUUACACCGAGGAACAGAACUAGAUCACUUUAUAUUUCCUAUAUAAUUUAUAAAAUGUAUUUGAAGAUUUUUGUCUCAGCACAGGUUUUAGUCAUGUGCCAUUACAGUAUUUAAGAAGCUAAUGUGAAAAUGAGAGAAAAGAGGUUAGAAAAUAUUUGGGGCAGCAAUUGUUGUCAGAAAGAGUCAGUGUCUCCUGACUGAAUUAUCAAAUUAUUGAUUGGGUGAGACUAUUCAUAAAGGGAAGUAUAAAAGCUUAAUGGGAGAAAAAUUAUGGGAUACAGUUGACAGUUGAAAAGCAAAGCCUUUGAGAAAGUAUCUACAGGGAGAUGUGAAAUCAAGAGCCAUUUUCAAAUGAGACUGGAAUGUGCUAUUUGCUACAACUCACUUGAAUUAAAGUGUAAGAAUUACUGAGUGUUUUGAAUAAUUUAUGUUCACAUUUUUACUUUUUAGCAUACCCCUCUCUCAAUUUAUAUUUUUUCUCUAUUUUCUGCUUAUUUAAAUGAUUUUUAUGACCAUCCAUCUUGAAACAAUGACUGGGUAACAUACAGGGUAAAAACAGCAACUUACUGAUAAUCUGUGCCACUUAAGAUAAAUAAUACAUCUCACUCCAACAAAUCCAAGCCAAUUUAUCCAGCACUUGCCUAGAAUAGUCCUUACAUCAGUCCUGCAAAAAUUCCCAUGACUAUUCCUUACCUUGAAGAUAACAAGUUAUCAUGUUAGUCCAUUAGUUGACAUUCUGCAAAACAAAACAAAAAAGUGGGGGGCAAAGAAAUUACAGUUCACUGCCUUUAUUAGGUAUUAAUAAAACCUGUUAUCUGUGUUCA
This is a messenger RNA of Crotalus tigris (Tiger rattlesnake), 2557 nucleotides long. RefSeq names its product translocase of inner mitochondrial membrane domain containing 1 (gene TIMMDC1). The transcript is spliced from 7 exons. The coding region runs from base 102 to 851 and encodes 249 amino acids. Lineage: Eukaryota; Metazoa; Chordata; Lepidosauria; Squamata; Viperidae. The record is from RefSeq and is a predicted model, not a curated record. Gene Ontology annotation, cellular component: mitochondrion.